Molecule: messenger RNA, 372 nt
Organism: Symbiodinium sp. CCMP2456
Lineage: Eukaryota; Dinophyceae; Suessiales; Symbiodiniaceae
Source: the annotation of a GenBank genome assembly
AUGUCAUUCGGCGAGGAAGACAGGUUUCGGUUGGCUAAAUUCAUCAAGCAAUUCGCAUCGAAUCUGGGGAUUAGCCUCGAUGCGUACAAUUCGCUGGAUGGCCGGAGCCUGGUUCACUAUCAGUGUGUGGUGAGGCGUGACGAGUGGGAGCGGGUCCGAGAACACAUCGUCGAAGCUUUCCUGGUGCAGAAGUGCGCCUAUCGCCGAGCCAACGGCGGAGCGAAUGCCCCGUGCCUCACAGAAGAUGUCGAGCCUCGGUUUGCUCCAGAUGAGAGGCGGGUGGAGCUGGCGAAUCAGGUCAGAUGCAGUCAGCAACACGGUGGUGCGUCGCACCUUCGUCGAUGUAACAGACGACGACAGCACCGAGGAUGA